GGAGGGGGAAGAAGAGCUGUGCAGGUAGAGCUGAGAGCAGGUGGUCCCACCACCAUCUGCUCCACCCUCCCAGUCCCUGUGCUCUGUGAAGGUACCACAUUGAAGCCGCAGUGGGUCUUGGUGACAGGGCAGCAAGGGCCGGACCGGCAGGCACAGGUGGAGUUGGCUGAAAGUCCACAGCACCCAAGAGUGAGUGGAGUCACAGAGUCACAGCAACAGCCAAGCUGAUGGGGAGCCACAGUCCCCACGCGCCUGUCCCCCCACUCUUCCUCCUGCUGCUGCUGCUGCUGUUGCUGCUGCCACCACCGCUAUCCUUAAUGCCACUUGGUUUGGGAAGCCUCCAGCUUGACGACCCUAACAGAACAAACCUUCAAGUACUUGUCCUUGGCUCCAGAAAACGCCGACAGUGGGAAAAGGACAAGGGUGGGGAGAAAGUGUGCGAUACAACCUUUGACCUCUACUUUAACUUGGACAAAUCUUCGUAUUUGAGAGACUGGGAGCCUGUCUACCAGUUUGUGAAGAAGGUUGUGGAGAAAGUCACCAAAAACCCCAAGCUGCGGGUUUCCUUUGUCACUUAUUGCUGUAAGGGCAACAUAAUCCUGGAUCUCACCUCAGACAGGGAAAAAAUCCGGAGGGGCCUGAGAAGACUUGAAUACAGCGUCAGGGCUGGCUCUGCACUGGCGGACUUAGGUUUGGCUAAGAUCAAUAAGCAGAUCAUAAAGGCCAAAAAUGAACCGGUCGUUGGGCCCAGCGUGAUCAUCAACCUUAUGAGUCAAGCUUUGCCUGAUAUGUUUUUCCAAAGACUCAAGGCAAAAGUCAGGGAGAGUCAGUCGUUGGGGGCAUCUGUCUACUCUGUGGGUUUUGACGAAGCUACCAAUGAUCAGCUCUCAGGUUUGUCAACCAGACCAGAAGAAACACUCAUGCUCCCUGGUGAGGGAUACGACCGCCUGGUGUCCAUCACAGAUCAGGUCGUUAAAGACAUUUGCCCUCCAACUCUGCGUCUUCUCAAGAACAUUGUGUGUGCAGAGGCCCGCCACAAAGUGACUGUUAUUGGACGUUUCGCUAACACCGCACAAGGAGUCAUCUGCAAGUUCAAGUUAGGCAAAAACAAGCCUGUCUAUGUAAGACCCUUAAGUGUGACUGAAGACCAGAUAAUUUGUGAUGCCCCAGUUAUAAAGCAGCCACAGCAGAUGCUCACUGUUGAAGUCAGCCUCGACAAUGGGCAACAGUUCCUGGGCAACAACCUCAACGUCACCAGCAAAAAAUGCCGCUCUCCAACUACCACAACUACUACCACAACAACCACCACCACCACGACCACCACUACCACCACUACCACCACCACCACCACCACCACCACUACCACCCCUGCCCCAACCACCACCACCACAACCACCAGCCCGACCACAACCACCCCUACCACCACCACUACCACCACCACCACCACCACUACCGCCGCCACCACCACCUUGCCGCCCGUCACGAUUUUCACAGACGUUGUAGACGAUGGCGAAUUCAUCUAUAUCCCCAUCGGGCUGUCCAUCCCACUGCUCCUGUUGCUGCUGUGCUGUUUCUGGGUAACACGCCACAAGCGUGAAGAGCCCCCGCCAGUAAAGAAUUUUGCAUAG
Molecule: messenger RNA, 1628 nt
Organism: Ochotona princeps (American pika)
Lineage: Eukaryota; Metazoa; Chordata; Mammalia; Lagomorpha; Ochotonidae
Product: anthrax toxin receptor-like
Exons: 15
Coding region: 228-1628 (466 amino acids)
Cellular component (GO): membrane
Molecular function (GO): signaling receptor activity
Source: RefSeq, a predicted model, not a curated record